Molecule: messenger RNA, 2208 nt
Organism: Chanos chanos (milkfish)
Lineage: Eukaryota; Metazoa; Chordata; Actinopteri; Gonorynchiformes; Chanidae
Gene: plppr4b
Product: phospholipid phosphatase related 4b
Exons: 8
Coding region: 1-2208 (735 amino acids)
Biological process (GO): signal transduction; phospholipid metabolic process; axonogenesis
Cellular component (GO): plasma membrane
Molecular function (GO): phosphatidate phosphatase activity
Source: RefSeq, a predicted model, not a curated record
AUGUCCACAAGAGAAAGGCUCAAGGGGAAAAUGACAAAAGACAGCGUUACCUUGCUGCCUUGUUUUUAUUUCGUUGAGCUGCCCAUCCUGGUCUCCUCGGUGGUGAGCCUGUACUUUCUGGAAUGGACAGACGUGUUCAAGCCAGUCCGCUCAGGCUUCAGCUGCCACGACCGUAGUCUCAGCCUGCCUUACAUCGAACCCACGCGGGAGGUGGUACCCUUCCUUAUGCUCCUCAGCCUCGCCUUCGCUGCCCCCGCCAUCACGAUAAUGAUCGGGGAGGGGAUUCUCUUCUGCUGUCUGUCCAGGAGUCACGGCGGACCUGGUGCUGAGGCUGACAUCAACGCAGCUGGCUGCAACUUUAACUCAUUCAUUCGUCGCGUUGUCAGGUUUGUGGGCGUCCACGUGUUUGGUCUGUGUGCCACGGCUCUUGUAACUGACAUCAUCCAGUUGUCGACGGGCUAUCCUGCACCAUACUUUCUCACCGUUUGCAAACCCAACUACACCCAUCUGAACACCUCCUGUGAUGAGAACUCCUUCAUUAUGGAUGACAUCUGCUCUGGAGCGGACUCCGCCAUAAUCAACGCUGGCAGGAAAUCCUUUCCCUCUCAGCAUGCGACACUGGCAUCCUUUGCUGCUGUCUACAUAUCUAUGUAUUUCAACAGUACCCUGACUGACUCCUCUAAGCUGCUGAAGCCUCUGCUGGUCUUCUCCUACAUCAUCUGUGCUAUUAUCUGUGGACUGACUCGUAUUAUCCAGCACAAGAACCACGCCAUCGACGUCUACUUGGGCUUCCUCCUGGGAGGAGCAAUUGCUGUUUACCUGGGGCUUUAUGCCGUGGGGAAUUUCCAACCUAGUGAGGAGAAGUCAAGUGUGGAGCCUGAGACAAGGGUUCACUGCAGGUCUCUGCCUGAACUCAGACAGCAGGUCGGCCACCACCUGCCGGCCAAGUGCAACAGCAAUUGUGACGGUCUCUCCUCUGCCCACUCAGAGGGUAUCCUGCACCGUGGCCAGCCUCUCCGAGAGACAGGUUCUCUCACCAGCCUGAGGACAACCAGUGCCGACGUGGAGGUCCUCACACCGCGUGGCCCCAUAGGUAAAGAGAAUAUGGUGACUUUUAGCCACACUCUCCCCAGAGCACAUACGCCUGCGAUUGAUGAGGCAGCCCGACGAAACGCCACCAUCCACACCUCCAUGGAUUCCAGUCGCUCGAAGCAACUUCUCUCGCAGUGGAAGAGCAAGAACGAGAAUCGCAAACUCUCACUGCAGACUAUGGAUCCUUCCACCGGUCAGUCACCCCCCAGCUGCAUGGAGGUCCGUUCCAGUUCUGAGCCCUCUGCUGUGGGUGUUAACGGCGAGCACCAGGGCCCUUCCAGCCAGUACCUCAAACUGGCCACCGGCAGCACCACGCUCCCUACUAACCCCAGCGGCAUUGCCGGAGGAGCUCGUGUGUCCAUCCAGUCCCGACCAGGCUCUUCACAGCUGGUCCACAUCCCAGAGGAGACCCAGGAGCAUGUCAAUGCAUCUCCCAAAUGUGCAAACGCCCGUGACAAAUGGAUGAAGAGCAUGGAGAAGAGCUGCUCAGCGGCAGCUGCAGCAGCCAACAGGACUAACGGCCAGCCUCGCAUUAUGCAGGUCAUUGCUAUGUCUAAGCAGCAGGGUCUGCUCCCUGCCAGUUCUCAGAGCUUCGAUAACAGCAUGCUCAGCUGCAACAGUUCAGGCCACUACAAAACACUGAUGGAACAGGAGUCCAAUGCAAGCCAGGCUUCUACGGGAAGUAUCGUCAGAGUGGAGGCUCACCCAGAGAACGGCCGGCCUGCGGUGCAGCCUCCCCCCAGUGACGGCAGUGGCUCGUGGAAACUCAAGUCCCACAGCAGCCUACGUCAGUCCUUUGAGCUAAACGACUUGAACAGGGACUCUGAGAGCUCGGACGGAGGAAUGCUGAGGGACGGAUACGGCUCCACGGACAGGAAAAGGAUCUCCAACACCUGCAUGAACCACCACCCCCACCAGAGCAUCUCUACCAUCCGCGUGACCCCUAUGGAAGGGGGGGAGAUAAGUUCAGAGGGCCAUUCUUUGGCUCCUAGUCGAGACUCCACUCUCCGUAGGAAAGGAAACAUGAUCCUUAUCCCAGAAAGAGGGAAUAGCCCAGACAACACUAGGAACAUUUUCUACAAAGGCACAUCAUCCACUCCAGCUCUCAAAGAGUAG